AAAGUAUUUUUGGUCGGAAUGUCCCGUCUAAGCAAUAAAACUUUUGUGACUUUGUGCGUAUGCGUGCGCAUGUGUUGCGUGUGUGUGCGCGCGCGCGCUCGUUCCUCUGCGUGUAGUUUUUGCUUGCUUUCUAACUACAGUAGUGUAGUCUGGCUUCAGUGUGCCCCUGGUGAGUGCAGCGAGAGGAGCAUCGCGAAGCUGCGGGACAAAAAGAGGUGGACCAGGGGCAAAAGAGCUUCCCGAAAAGAAGACUCCACUUUACCACAGACGCUCCGGUGCAGAGCCGUCCUCCAUGCCCGAGCCGGGGGCUGCAAGCAGGCGGAGCCCGCAGGGAGUUCCGUACACCGACCUCAAGCACAUCGUCAACGCCGAUGGGCUGCACCUGUUCUGCCGCUACUGGGAACCAGUCGAGCCGGCAAGGGCACUGGUGUUUAUCGCCCAUGGGGCCGGAGAGCACUCUGGGCCAUACGAUGAGAUUGCACAGAGACUGAAGGAGCUGUCCCUGCUGGUCUUUGCGCAUGACCAUGUUGGCCAUGGUCAGAGUGAAGGAGAUAGAAUGAACAUAAAGGACUUCCAGACCUACAUCCGAGACUCCCUGCAGCACAUCGACUUGAUGAAGUCUCUCCACCCCGGCCUGUCUGUCUUCAUCGUGGGUCAUUCAAUGGGUGGCGCUAUAUCCAUCCUUACAGCUUGUGAGAGACCUACUGAAUUUACUGGAGUGGUUCUGAUUGGUCCGAUGGUCCAGAUGAACCCUGAUUCAGCGACACCGUUUAAGGUUUUCCUUGCCAAGGUUUUGAAUCACAUGCUGCCCAAUUUGACUCUAGGCUCCAUUGAAUCCAAAUGGGUCUCACGGGACAAGAAACAGGUUCAGGCUUAUGACGCUGACGAGCUGAAUUACCACGGAGGGAUGCGUGUGUCGUUCGCCAUGCAGCUGAUGGGCGCGGCGGAUCGCAUCGAGAGGGCGAUCUCGUCUGUCAGAUGGCCCUUCCUGCUCCUCCACGGUGACUCUGACAAGCUCUGUGACAUCCGAGGCUCCAAAAUGAUGUUUGACAAAUCUCCCAGCUCAGACAAGAAACUAAAGGUCUACGAGGGAGGCUACCACGCCCUUCACCACGACUUGCCAGAGGUGUCGGAGUCCGUGCUGAAGGAGGUGACCGCAUGGAUCACAGAACGCCUUCCCAACACCACCUAAACCGUCACUACAAGGCUCGUAGACUUGUGUGACGUAGAAAGGCCAGUCAAAGCUCCAAGGAAACCACAUUUUUAAAAAUAUACAGUACAAUCCAUAGCACUAUGGUAUACAUCACUAACAACCAGCCUAAACCAUAGUGGUUGAAGAUGGAUGUACAACUUCACAAUUUCCAGUAUGCUCAGGUUUGUCGCGCAAUAAUGAGAUUUAUUUGUCUGGCCAUAUAAUGUCAGUUGUCCUCAUCAGCGUUCCCUAAAUGAAUGUAUUACAAAUGACACAUGAACCUUGAUAGAAGUUCCAAAUCCUCUCCACAUUUCCAAGUCAUAAUUAAUUUUAUGGAAAUACGAGUUUGUUUUUUUUUUUUACCUUACUGAUUUGAUUGGAUGUGCUGAGGGGAAAAAAAAAGUUGUGUACCUAUAUAUAUUGUGAGACCCAAUUAUUGGGUAUUUUCUCCAUUUGUCAACGCGUCAUACGUAAAUGGUGAUGGCAUAAUUUAGGCAAAUGCAAAUCUAUCCAAAUUAAGCACUGGUGAAGUAAGUCUUUACCUGAAGUACUAUCCGAGUGAUUGUUCAUAGUUACUUAUGGCCUUUGAGCAAGUCACUUUGCCCCGUCACUGUGGAAAAUAGAGUAAAUCACUUUAACCUUAGAAUCUGUUUAAUAUAUUGUUGUUGGUGAUGCUGAUCAACACAUUAGAAGUCCAUAUUUAAUGUGAUGUAACUGGGGAGUUUCCUGCAAAACCGAAAAUAGACUAAUUUCUGGAUUUGGCACGAUCCUCGCUUUUCUUCAUAACUAUAUUUACCUGUUCUUUUUCACAUGGACUUCAUCACACCUUCAAAGGGUGUGGUAUAUUUUCCCCUUUGUUUGAGUUGCCAUGGUGACGGGCUUCCAUCCAUCAGCAAGGCCGCACUUUCCAGCCUCACCCAUGCUGCCUCUGGUGGCCAGUGUCAUACAUGGAUGUGAUUACGCAAAGAUAAAUGAUUGCUGACGUCCAUUAGAUAACUCUUGAAAGAUGUGUAAAUAAGGCCACAAAUGAUAUAAUAUAUUUAUUUACCCGUGACACACCCUCUUUGUAGAUUUUGUGAAAGUCAGAUCGAUUAGUUCAAGCAUAAAUCUUCUAAUUGACUGGUGGGGAAAAAAAGUGCAUAACAAAUAUUUUGAUAACUGAUUUUUAAAAUACAGUCAUGUGAUCAUUACAUAAUGUUAAUAAAAAAUACAAAUAACAAAACAACUAAGGAGAACACAAUUUUAAAAAAAAUCAACUAUUAAUUGAGACAAAUGUAAAAAAAAUGAAUUUAAAAUUCAUCUAGUGCUUGCUUGAAAAUCAUUGGAUAAGCAGCCCCAUGACUGCAGGAAGAGCACACAUGCAUUAUGCAGACCUGAGAGGAUUUGGUGUUUCUAAAUUGUUGCUCAUAUCACAAGAGUGCAUUUUACCGCACAACAUUAGCAUUUUAUCACCACUGAGAGCGGGGAGUAUCUGAGUGCUAGAAGAGGAGAUGGUAACUGGCUGUAACCAUGGCAGCACUUUUUUUUUAAACAUCCCAUUAUUUGUGCAGCAUGCGAAACAGAGGAUGCUGCACUUUCAUGCCCUGCAUUGUCCUACUGACGCUUUGAGAAGUAUCUUUUGUUUGAGCUUUGACAGAUGAGAAAGGAUACUAAGCGUCAUUGGUUCAGAAUGUGUAAUGACAUUAACAUACAUUGAAUUCAAAUCAGGUUGCUUUGCUGUUUGAGCUAAAAUCCACAGCUCUUUCAGAUUGGACAGCCAUCCAAUUUCUACACUACUUAUUCUCACAAGGGUCACGGGUGUGCUGAAGCCUAUCCCAGCUAACUGCAGACAGGGGGGGGGCGGUUGUCAGUUAAUCGCAGGGCACACAAACAACCAACCAUUCACACAUUCUCACAUUCAUACCUACAGACAAUUUUGAGUUUUCAAUUAACCUACUGUGCAUUGUUUUGGGGAUGUGGGAGGAAACCGGAGUACCCAGAGAAAACCUAUGUAGGCACGGGCAGAACAUGCCAACUCCACACAGGCGAGGCCAGAUUUGAACCAGAGUCUUCAAAACUGAGGUGGAUGUGUAAACUAAUUUCUACCAUGCCAGUUAGAUUUGACAUAUGAGGACAAAAUUUCCUCUUAAACUGGUGUACCAAAAUCCACAUGUAACAAUUGUUGCCAGGCAGAGUUUGUGAGGCAAAAUUAGCAAAGCAGGCCCCGGAAUUAAUACGUGCCUAUGUCACACAUCUUUAUUGAUCAUUGUUUUUAGCUAUUAGGUGCAGCAACAUAAAAUAUAAUUCCUCACAUUUUCCCCUGCUGUCACAAAAUAGUAUUGUUCCUUGUUGCUCUGCAAAACCAGGGAGACAUGAUUAGUUUGACAUCAAGCCCAGCAACAGAAAAUUCAUACAGUCACUUGUUGCUAGGAGGAAUUCAUUUGCACAAUUAGCUACAGGCCCCUCGAAAAGUAUAGGCCGGGCAUUGUCAAUCCCUUCCGUUUUGUUGUAUACUGAAGACAUUUGGCUUUCAGAUUAAGUGAUGAUUAUGAGACAAAAGUUCAGAAUUCCAUCUUUUAUUUCAUGGUAUUUACGUCUUGAUGUUCUAAACAAAUCAGGGAAGGGAAGCACCCUUGUCAAGUAAUUUUUUUCAUGUUAUGGGACACAUUUUAUUGAGUGCUUGUCCUAGGCAGAUUUAACAGGGGGACCCAUCAACUAUCAGAGCAGAAACACCGACAAUAAUUUGGACAUUUCAAAAAUUUGUAUUGUUGACUUAAUUGUGUCUUGGCAGAUUCUGUGGGACACAGUAAAGUACCGAAACUCAAUCCUUAAAGUAUCUGGUCACAUCAUAGACACAUUGCUAUGGUCCACCUGUUGCUAGGUAUAAUUGCCAUCCGCCAGGCACAGAACUGCAAAAUUGUUUUUGUUGGACACCUUUUGCCAGGCAGAAAGCAACCCCCCCCAACCCCCCCGCCAAAAAAAAGGCAGUUAUCCAGCCACACUCCCCAUGCUGUUUUGUUGGCAACUAGAACGGAGAGUCUGCACAAGACACCUGCCUAUGCGUUAAGGUUUAUGAGGUUAUUUAUAUGCACACACUUUUCCCAUGGUCCACUAUCAUAUCAGAAGGAAUGUAUCAAGUCUGUUUUGACAGCAGAACCAUCUGCUGGCUCAGUUACGGAUCAUCGGAUGGUGAAGGGAUGUCAACCUGUUCACGUUCACUCUAAUACACUGUACAAGCAUGAUCUUUUUUGCAGCUAUUCUGUGCUCAGAAAUCAUCCAUGAAUAAUUAGUGCUCUGUUACGUAGUAUAUACAGACGUAUGUAAAUAACACUGCCAAUUUAUAUAUACAGUAAUAACCUAUAUGACUGUUAGUAUCCUUACAUAGUCUCUUAAUAUUAGUUAAGAAAAAGAAUGUUAGGUAAGUGGGAAAUUUCUGAAAGCUUUGCAGCAUAAGUCAGUUGUGCGAAUUGAUUUUUUCAACCAUGACUUUAUGAAUCUUUAUGGAUCAGCUGGAAAGCGUUGGCCUCACAGUUCUGAGGUCCCGGGUUCAAUCCCGGCCCCCCUGUGUGUCGUUUGCAUGUUCUCCCCGUGCCCGUGUGGGUUUCCUCCGGGCACUCCAGUUUCCUCCCACAUCCCAAAAACAUGCAACUUUAAUUGGACAUUCUAAAUUCCCCCUCGGUGUGAUUGUGAGUGCGGCUCUUUGUCUCUGUGCCCUGUGAUUGGCUGGCAACCAGUUCAGGGUGUACCCUGCCUCCUGCCCGUUGAAAGCUGGGAUAGGCUCCAGCACUCCCGCGACCCUCGUGAGGAUAAGCGGCUAAGAAAAUGGAUGGAUGGGUGGAUGAAUGGAUGGACUUCAUGACUGUUUCUCUUUUUUUUUUUUUUUUUUUUAAGUGUUAUGGGCCUUAAUGGGCAAGAUUGGGAAAAAAAUGUAAUUUAAUGACAGCACACCUUUUUGAACUGGGCUCCAAAAGGUAGUUAUCAUUUUCUGCUGUAUUUAUGAGAACCUAAACUAAAGUAAUCUUAACAUCACUGGUGGGCGUUUCGGAAAAUGUAUUGUUUUUUAACAUGGCUGAUGUAUUUUAGUUGGACUUUUUGUGAAAAAAUAUCACACUGUACAAAAACCAUGUUAAUUAACUUUUUUUGGGUCGAGGAGGCACAAUUAUUUACAGGCUAGUCUAGUAAUUAAAUAUUCAGGACUAUGAACUUUUUACACCUUGUAUUAUAAGUGUAAUUUGUAAUUUUAACAUGGGAGCUGGUUGUAUGCUGUCCAACAAAUGUACAACCAUGUGUGCCAAAAAAUUGCUUACAGUUUUUAAUGUUCCAUGUUUGAAUCAACAUUGCAUUUUGCAGAUUGUGAUUCUUAAAAAAAAUAACAACAACAACAACAAAUCUUUAUUUUCUUGUCAUGUUUUGCUAAAAUCCGAACUCUGCAUGUUGGGCCAAUUGUAACAAAUGUAAGAUUUUUAGGAAAGAAACUUAAUUGCACGUAUUUGAUUAUGAAGUUGACAUUAAUUCAGCCCCAAACAUUUCCUUUAAUUUGAAAGUGUUUUCUGACCACUGCAUUGUUUCUGAGAAAUGGGGAACUAUGGGACCUUAUAUUGUAUUCUGUCAUGGUGUAUAGUGUUGUCUGUGCCUUACUGAUAUGACACCAUGACCAAGUAUGAGCAUGUUGGUGCAAUAACCUGUGACUCCAUCAGGCUGUUUUUGACAAAGACCUAUGUAGUUAACGUUGAACUGAUUGGGUUGUCUGUUACUAUUGUCCAUCCAUGUACCAUGUAUAUUCCUAGAUAUGUGUAUCUGUCUAAGAUCCUCUUUAUACGUGUACUAAAAUAAAUGAAUAAAUAGUGAGCACUUUUACUGAAAAUAUUUGGUUUCAGUUUGCUGUAUUCUGGUUUCAGUACUUUGUGUAAAACAGCAGGAUAAUGCAGACAAACACACA
Molecule: messenger RNA, 6110 nt
Organism: Syngnathoides biaculeatus (alligator pipefish)
Lineage: Eukaryota; Metazoa; Chordata; Actinopteri; Syngnathiformes; Syngnathidae
Gene: mgll
Product: monoglyceride lipase
Exons: 8
Coding region: 293-1192 (299 amino acids)
Cellular component (GO): membrane
Molecular function (GO): lipase activity
Source: RefSeq, a predicted model, not a curated record